AUGGUCGCAAACGCGGGCAUCGCGCCCAUCUACCGUUUCGUCGACACGCCGAUCAGCGCGCUCGACCAGGUGUACAACGUCAACGUGCGCGGCGUGUACCUGUGCUACCAGGCCGCCGCGCGCGCCAUGAUCGAGCAAGGCCGCGGGGGCAAGCUGAUCGGCGCGGCGUCGACGGCAGGUCUGCGCGGCGCGCCCAACUUUAGCGCCUACUGUGCCUCGAAACACGCCGUCGCUGGCAUCAACGCCGCGGUCGCUGAGGAACUCGCGCCGCACGGCAUCACGGCCAACUGCUACGCGCCCACCAUUUGCGAGACGGACAUGCUCACGCGUAUCGACAAGGACCUCUCCGCCAUUGCGGGUGCCGAGGCCGGUGCCUUCAUCGCCAUGGUGAGCCCUACCCCUCCCCUCCCCGAUCGAUCCGUCUUCCUCUCCUCCCUACUUCCUAGCUCCAGUGAGCUAGCAAGAGCUAACCCGCAGCGCAAGGCUGCCCACCCCAUGGGCCGCAACGUCAAGGUCUCGGACGUCACGGACACGGUGUCGUGGCUCGCAUCUGAGGGAUGCAAGUUCGUCACUGGCGUGCUUGUCCCCAUUACUGUGAGUUUGCAGCUCUGA
Molecule: messenger RNA, 612 nt
Organism: Trichosporon asahii var. asahii CBS 2479
Lineage: Eukaryota; Fungi; Basidiomycota; Tremellomycetes; Trichosporonales; Trichosporonaceae
Exons: 2
Coding region: 1-612 (203 amino acids)
Molecular function (GO): oxidoreductase activity
Source: RefSeq, a predicted model, not a curated record